GAGUUUGCACUCAAAUUCGUUUUGAUAGAAAUAUUUAAAAUUCACAAAAUGCUGUGCAAGUAAACUAAAUAAACAGAGUUAACGUAUGUUUUAAGAAAAGAAGGUGUUAAUGUAAAAAAUGCAGCUUUUGGGUCAAAUGUUUGCAACAAAAAUAAUUCCCAAUUUGGAGACUGCCUCAAAACUGCUGAGGAGUCCUUUGGGUCAGGCGGUAAUUUCUUUUUUGCUGGGCUACUUUGCUACCACAAAGUUGUCACAGAUUUAUGGCAAGAUUAAGAAAGAUGCAGACAAAUCGGGUGAUAAGGAAUUAGACCCAGAGUAUGACAGUGAACUUUUGCCCAAAGGUAAGGAGGUUGUUCUACUAAGUGUUAGGCAACUAACUGCUUUUGAUGGCUUGAGCACCGAUCAACCUAUUUACACUGCCUUGAAUGGCCUGAUAUAUGAUCUCAGUCCUGGGCGUAAAAAGUUCCACAGCCAUGGACCGUACUCCUUAUUAGCCGGUUGCAAUGCCAAUAGGGUCCUGAACAUUGCCUGCGGUUCCAUGGGCGUCUGCGCCGAUGAUGUAAUAAAUCGUUGGGAGCAGAGCCUCAAGGCCGAAUACAAUAUAGUGGGCUAUCUGAUUAAUGAGGAUAUGGAGAAUAAUGGUGGGCUUCUGGAAAGCGAUGAGGAGUCGACAAUUUUGGAUGAAUCGGAGCAGUCUGAUGGCAUUUUAUAAGACUUGAAUGUCCCUUUAUUUUAGUUUGGCAAUAAAAAAUAAUUUAAUUAUU
Molecule: messenger RNA, 764 nt
Organism: Drosophila gunungcola (fruit fly)
Lineage: Eukaryota; Metazoa; Arthropoda; Insecta; Diptera; Drosophilidae
Exons: 2
Coding region: 119-712 (197 amino acids)
Source: RefSeq, a predicted model, not a curated record